Molecule: messenger RNA, 2412 nt
Organism: Hyaloperonospora brassicae
Lineage: Eukaryota; Oomycota; Peronosporomycetes; Peronosporales; Peronosporaceae
Source: the annotation of a GenBank genome assembly
AUGAACAUGGACCCGCGGUACGUGGCCUCGGAAGGUCUCUUGCACGCCGAUCGCUGCACUGCCGAGUACAUCGGACGUGCUGCACAUCGCGCAGACGCUGUGUGCUUCCGUGCCAGUCGUGCUGCAGUCGCUCGUGCGCCAUUGGCCAUACCACGCACAUUUUACUAUGAGACUCUGAUUAUGGCUACAUCCCCGACCGCCAAAACAUCUGCGCUAUCGGUACCUGUGAGACUUAAUACCCAAACGACGCCGACCUCACAUCGAGCGGCUGGGGCACCACUGCGUCACGACGCUACUGUGCGAUUGCCCCACAACCAAAGCCAAAGCCCACUUUUGGAGUCAAUGGACACUGAAGACGUGUUAAUGGCUACUGCUACAGACGCGUUGCCAGUGGAACGACCUGCGAGUAUUAAUUUCUUGUCGACUCGUCGAUUGACGGAGCACUUGCAGUCAAUCAUUGACCGACCACAAGUCGGACGUAGCACGGACAAGCACAAUUGCGAGCACGGCAUUGCUGUCGGUUUUUUAUUGGACAAAGCAGAGCCAAAGCGUGCAACAUGGGGGCCGAAGGUGCCGUCCUGUGCGCUAUCUUGUCGGUCCAAUGGUGCUUCGGAGGCUGAGGUACCACGUAUGGAAGUCAAGCACUGGACGCAGAGGACAAUGUCAGGUAUCGUGGCCGGCGAGGAGUCGGACAAGGAGGAGGAGGAGGAGAAAGCAGAAGAGACAAGAGCAAAGGAUCAGGAGACGACGCGACCUGCGAUCGUACAUGAAGAUUUGCACCAACUUGUCAAUUCGGUGGCCUACGUGGGCAAAACAGGUCGCGUUGUCGCUCGUCAACGAAAGUGGUUGAAGUGUCAACGAUAUGGAGCAGGAGAUGUUGUGGGGUGUGGCAUCCUCUUUGACACAAACACGUUCUUUUUCACGCUGAAUGGCAGCUUGGUAGGCAUGUUGGCAGCUGCAGAUGUGCAAAAUUUGGACACUUUCGAAGAAGGUACAGACUCGGAGGAAGACGAGAGCGGUGUAGGUAGCUUGGCGGAGGAUAACGAAGACGAGAAGGACGGUUUGGUGGACGACAAUGGCAUGUGGAUCCCACCGGGUGGAUGCAAUGAUGUUGAUAUGGAAGAGACUGGCGGUUGUAGUAGGGUCAAGCACGUACUGUAUCCUUGUGUGAGUCUGCACGGUGCUGGCGAAUGUGUACGUGCGAUAUACGAAGCUGAGGAUUUCCUGUUCGACCUACCGGAGUUUGAACGGCAGAUUCAAAAGGAGCGCCAAGAGGCAUUGCUGGCAGAUCGUGAAAGACUGAGGAAAACGGACGUCGCGUGUGAAAGCGAUUGGUCCGAUCACAAGACUGACACUGUGGUAAACGAUCUGUUGCAGGACUUCUUUCUGCACAACGGCUAUGAAAGUGCAUACAAGGCGUUAAAAGCAACUCUUGAGCCUAUGAGACGGCAACGUCUAUCGCCAGACGGUAUGGACGUGGUCGACAAUAAUGAAGUUGAAGCGAGUACUGUGAGUAGCGUUAGGGAUGCGAAAAAAGGUGUUCAAGCAAAGAUGUCAGAAAGGGAGGACGCGCAGUCGGGUUUGCACAUUGAAAUGAAGAAAGCGAUGUGCGAGUCGCUCGGCUUACGCCAUGAGGUGCGUGAGCACAUUCGUUGCUGUCGUACAGCGCAAGCGUUGACAGUGAUCGAGCAACAGGCACUCGUGGCAGCUCGGACAGAUCGCCGUUCUCGUCAAUGGAGAAAACUGAUUCAGUCCUGUCGGAUCCUUUGUGUUAUCGACGUUUUGACUCGCAAAGGGGAGGCAAAGGUAGCCACUAUCUCGUCGAAAGCAUCGAAUAGCGCACCACGUAUGUUGACUACCGAGGAAGGCGAGUGUAAUGGAUGGAAUGCGGAAGUGGCGAUCGAGUUCGCACGUCAGAUGUUUGGAUCGUUCAGCGAAGUCGCGACUAACGGAAAGCGUAAAAGACUAGAGCGUAGCAAUGGGGUACGGAAGCAAUGCGAUGACUCACACGACGUCGCGCUUGCCAUGAGCUUGCUCCUCUACGGCCAGCGCGACAGUAUACCCAAGUCUAGUCGAGCCCGGCGAUUUUUGAUGCCCGAGUUUCGCGAAUCAGUAGCCGAGCAGCUGAAUGAGUUACUAUUGAUGUCUAACGAUGACGCGAAGACAGCACCGCGAGCGUCAGCGCUUGAAAAGUAUAUGGCAGACCACGAAAAAUUACGGAAAGAGUGUCUGAACCGAGGUUGUCGUGUAUAUCCGGAAAGCAGCGGCGAUAGCGUAAGCAAGAACAUGUUGCGUCGACGGAGAGCCUCAGUAUCUUCCACUUUGGACAAGUUUUCGUCAUCGUCAAGUGAACAGGACGAUCAUUCAGCUGGUGAUGAUAAUGAUGAUGACGACGACGACGAUGACGAGUAG